CUCGCAUCGCUGGUUUCCAUGGACGCUCGUUGGGAGCCCACACUACUAUCAUUCUUCCGGUCGGAGGUUGUUCCAUUUAUCGCACUCAAGUCUGGGCAAGGGGGCAACUCUCCCUUCACUUUGUACAGGGACUUUCUGGUACCAAGCCACAGUGAUAGGAAAGUGAUGCAGUGAGUCAACCAGGAUGUCGCUGGAACACUACGAGACUCUGAAGGCAGUGGGGAAGGGUAGCUAUGGCGAAGUGUGGCUGGUGAAACACAGGAAAGAUAAAAAACAGUAUGUCAUCAAAAAGAUGGAGAUGUUGAAUGCCUCGCGGCGCGAGAGAACAGCAGCUGAGCAGGAGGCUAAGCUCCUGUCCCGUCUCCGCCACCCCAACAUCGUCUCUUACAAGGACUCCUUUGAGAGCGACGACGGCUACCUGUACAUUGUCAUGGGUUUCUGUGAUGGUGGAGACCUGUACCAUCGUCUCAAGGAGCAGAAGGGCAUGGCGCUGGAGGAGAAACAGGUGGUAGAAUGGUUCGUGCAGAUUGCUAUGGCGUUGCAGUACAUGCAUGAAAGGAACAUUCUUCAUCGUGACUUGAAGACACAGAACAUCUUUUUAACCAAGAGCAAGAUCAUUAAAGUGGGCGAUCUUGGCAUUGCCAGAGUGCUUGAGGGAAACAACGAUAUGGCCACAACGCUGAUUGGCACCCCGUACUACAUGAGCCCUGAACUCUUCAGUAAUAAACCUUACAACCACAAGUCUGACGUCUGGGCGCUGGGUUGCUGCGUGUAUGAAAUGGCAACGUUGAAGCAUGCAUUCAAUGCCAAGGAUAUGAACUCACUGGUUUACAAAAUAUUGAGAGGAAAGAUGCCGGCCAUGCCAAAGUCCUAUAGUGAGGAAUUGAUUGAGCUAAUCAAAGCCAUGCUGAACCUUGCCCCAGAGAAGCGACCCAGCGUGGCACGGAUCCUACGCAAUCCCUUCAUCAAAAGGCACAUAGCUAUCUUCCUAGAGGGAACCAGAUCAAGGCGGCCGAAUUCUGGAACCUCUGAAAGGAGACCGUCCAAGCCUGAUAUUACGGACGUCUCCAACUUCUCACCGCAAACUGCAGCUGUCAGUGAUGUGCCUCCAGGGGGCGCUCUGUCGCCUAUCACUGAAGUCCCUACCAAGAGUGAAAAGAAACCCUCAUCUACCCCGCGAGUCUCCAGCGGAGAUGCCAAGAAGUCGGCCAAGACGCGUCCCUCAUCAUCAGGGUCCAAGGACAAGAAGGAUUCUGCCAAAGAUGGUGCUAAGAGUGCUGCCUCAAGGAAGCCCCGCCCUCUUCCAACUCCGCCCGCCAAUGCCGGUACACCACGCAAGAGCGCCAGUGUCAGCAAAACCCCGUCAGGCAGUCGUAGCACGGCUGCCCCCUCAUCGUCUUCUUCCAGCUCCGUCUCCAGUUCCAAGGAGAGCGUGGCCACGCCCAGGACAGAGGAGGAGGGGAGACGGUCAGUGAACCCCUCCGCCAGAAUGAGACGACGAGAAAAGCUGAGAGAAUCACAAGAGGGGGCAGCCACUGGUCCAACAGUGCGCAGUUCUGCUGACUCUGCAACUAGCAGAAAGUCGAGCAACAAUGUGGUGAAAACGAGAGCCUCACGCUCAAAGUCAGAUCCAACCCCACCACACGUGGUCAAGGUUAAAGGUCAUGAUCAAGUGGACUCGACUGCAUCAAAGGUCAAAGGUGAGGAUGAGGUUGAUACACCAUCAGGGCGUGCCGACAGACCAAGUGUUGGAGAUGACGACUCGGAUGAUUCUACCGACGCCCCAGAGAAAGCCAAGAAACGUGAGGAAAAAGAGAUGUCAGCCUUCUCCUCCCUCUUGGAGUCCACUCUGAAACUGGACAUCCCCAACAUAGAGGAGGAAAUCAACGAAUCCCCCGACGAACCGGAGGACACACCUGAUAGCUCCGUCAGGCGUGGAAGUGUGGACCCCUUGAGCGGCACAGUCGACAUCUUCAUCAAGCCGGCAGCCCCAAGAGCUCCCAAGGGACUGGGUUCUCCAGGGAUGCCUUUUGCCCGCAAUGCGACAAUGACAACAUCUGGACGGCUCAUGGACAGGAUUGCUGCCUUAAGGAAAGACAUCAUGAACGGCAUCGGCAUUGAGGUACUUCAGAAGGCUUACGACUGCCUUGAUAACGAAGACGAAGACUCAGUUGAGGCCACACUGGUUGCGCUGAUGGGACGAGCGAAGUUUGAGAUCUACGGUGGUAAGAUUUGGCAGCUGAAGUUCUGUGAGGAGACGGUAUUUGGUUGACAUGGUAACAGAGGUCAGUGAAUAUGCUCUGAGAGAAAGAAAUGGUAACCCAGCAUUGGCUGUUCAUGUCAGUGCAUCAGGUCAUUGAGAUGUUUCAGCAACCGCUUCAGAAACUACAAGUGCUUGGUGUCAGUUGUAAAGAGAUGUUUCUCAAAGUAUCUAAGAUGUUUCUACAACUGCAUGGAAAACUAAACGUGCUCGACGACAUUAUUAUUGGAUGUUUCUCAGAAUUCUGCAAAUAUUUCUAAGAGGAUAAGCUGUGACUUACCUCUCACUGCUGAAGGAGUUGUACUUCUGCUCUGAACAAUUAACAACCUUUUGAAGUUCCAAAUUGUUCCAAAAGUUCAUCAAUUGGAAGACUUUGCCUGAACUGUCAAUGGAUUGUGUAGAUGCAAUUACAUCACAAGGCAACACACAGGCUCCAUAACGUCUUGAGGAAUUGUUGCUCUUUUUCUGCAUGGACCUUCUUAUUCCUCAAGAUUUUUUGAACCAUUGAAUUCAGGACUUCAAGACUUUCUCAGCAGUGUUCAAUGGAAACUUCUACAGGUUACUUCAAAGUGUAACUCAUGAAAUUGUGGGUUGUUGAGUUGAGAUAGGCCCUGACUCAUUUGUGCCCAGUUUAACCCUAACCCCUAGGGGGGUAUGUAAAAUUAUAUUGAAAUUGGAGGAUUUGGGACUGUUAAGGUUAAUGGUGGGAAGACGCAAAAAUACAUGUGUGUUUUUGUGAAUAUCUUUUGCCCUCCAACUAGAAAAUUGCCUCUUAAUUUUUUUCAUUUUAAAGUGCCUUGUCAAAUAAUGUGAAAUUCCAUUUCUUUUGUAUUCUUAAUGCAAGCUGAUUCAAGAUUGAGUGAACUGCUGUGCAGUACAAGAUUUAUUGGCACUUGAAGUUUCCACGAAACAUUACUCAAAUUUUUUGUGUUUAUUCCUCUUCAACCUUAAGGAAGGCCUUACUUCUUGAUGUCUUGAAAUGUAACGACCUUUAAUAAAAGAAAAAGAAUUGAUAGUUUUGUAACAAGGAAUUUUUUUUCAAGUAAAAAGUCUUCAGUGUACAUUUUAGAGUGUCUUGUCUGGUACAUGUGCCUGAGAACUCGCCAAGAAAUCCAAUAAAGUCAAUCCUGUAGCUGUACUGCUCCUGCAUGGUCGGUCGAACCGUGUGAAUAUAGCUAUUUUACAUGAGACGCACAUGCAUGAGAUUUGCUGUUGUACAUUUGCAACGAUUCAAAGUUGUAUAUUGUGCAGUGUUACAGUCAAGAUUUCAUCUUAUUUAAGGAACACAAAGUAAUGUCUAUUUAGCCUGAAGUUGUGCAAAAUAUAUUAUCAAAAAUGAAUGAUUAUGGACUUUUGAAAAUUUAUGCACAAACAUAUGGCAUUUUUAGGUUCGAUAUUUUGUUAUUUUAGGGUCAGUCAGGCCAAAUUGAAAGUAUUCAAACUUUACGGUACUAGCUGGUAUUUUAUUUAAAUUUACUCUUUGGGCAUUUUCUGCAUAGUGUAUUUUGCCAAAGUCAUUAAGGUUCUGAAAAUAUGCCACUUGAUGAAGAUUUUGUCUGCCAGCUACAGAGAUUUCAGUAAUGCAUCAUAGGUUUCCCCAUUCUUUGGAAAAGGUGAACUUAUACGGUGAACAACAAACUCCACAAACAUGUAAAGUACUGAGCAAUUUGCAUAUUUUCAAGAUUACAUCAUUUUAUCAUUGACAUAAAGUCUGAAGUAACCAUUCUGAACAUUUGUAAAUACACGUCUAAAUGCUGAAUUGUGAGUAUAAAUUUGUAUAUAUUCAUGUAGGUGGUUUAUCUCAAAAGCUAGUCUGGCAAGUGUGUGUUUUCUUCUAGCAUGCUACAGUACUCUGUCUCAUACAUAUUCAUAGUAAGGCUCUCUAAUUUGUCUGUUGAUUAUGAAGCACAAAGGUUAUGUCUGAAAUACUUGGCUACGGCUAUGGUCAUAUGUUUGCCUGCUAGCCAGCAGCUGCAGCCAUUUCUCAUAGAUAUGUGUGGUAUUGCCAGCCGUAGCCAAGUAUUUUAGACACAGCUUUGGUGUGAAUAGACCAGCUUGUAUUCCUAUUAAAACAUUCCCAAUAGUCCAAGUCUUAUGACACUCAAGUAGUGGCUGACCUAUUUACAAACUGGUGAAUGUGGGUGUUGUUUGGACCGUGUGCAUGAGAACAUCCUCAGUGGUAGGGCUUGGCACUGGAACCAUAGAUCUAGACUUGGUUCUAGUUAGGAAUUAUGGGACCAAGUACAUGUACAUGACUAGUUUCAUUGUUAUUAUGAAGCAUUUUCUAGUACUGGAACCUAGGUACUUUACCUCACAAAACUGAAGAAAACCUGUCGAGAAGAGACAUUGAGAAGAAGUAACAGUUCAGGGAAAGAAAGAGAAUGGUUCGGGAAGGUUUCUUUGUCAGUGCUGGAGUUUUAGGUGGUCCUGUUUUACAUCACUAGGCUACCCAUUCCAACCAAUGUAGAUUCCUUAUUUAACCCUAACCCCCUAGGGUGUAUGUAAAAUCAUAAUCAUGUACAGUAGUCUUGUGUUAAACACGUUAUUUGGUAUUGUGCAAGAAUUGAUCCCGUCCUUCAUAUCUUUGUGACUGUACACUGUUAAAAGUUAUACAAAUUUUAUCUGCUUAGAUACCAAUGAUCAUAUAUACUUCUGAAACUUGUACAAAGACUUUUUUAUGAUUUUGUGGGAGAAUUAUGUUAGAGUUGAAAUUUUAGGGUCAUCAAUUCAGAAGUGAGGCAGAAAAAUAACUUCAAUGUUUGCUUUUGGUUUGCAUCUCCCAGUGCAUCAUGCAGUGAUUGCUUUGACUGAUACAUUGCUUUGGGCUUGAAGUUAAUCAAUGUAAUGAAAAACAAGUUAUAAAAAUUGGAAUGGGAAUUAUGAUCAUCUGCACUUUUUGUAAUAGUUCCCAGUUUUGGGUUUCCCCUUGUAAGAGUGAAACUGUCUAAAAUCCUUCAUUUAUUGUCGGGGGGGGGUUCACAUCAGAGUGGGGAAAUUUCCUCAUUCGGUUAACCUUGUAAUGUUUUCAAGUACCUGGUUUAUGAAUCAUCCAGUUUUGGGUUCACACUACACAUCAAGCAGAAGAGGUCACAUGAUUUGUUUAUCAUUGUGUUUAUAAGGCACUGGUAGAAGUGAACUUGAUCCAACAGAAUGAGACUCAAGUUUCCACAGCUGAGUAUUAGUGGCACACCAGAAAGUUAGAAUCAUUGGCUUGAAAUAAGCAUCGGUCCACUAUCCUUUUCGUUCUCCACAACUAUUAUACCUUCCACUUAUUUUCAGAGGAAGCUAAGGGAUCACCCAGGAUAAAAUGUUCUUAAAUUUGUGAACACUUAAAAAUAUGUCAAGUAAUUACAGUGCUUGAGGCUCAUUGUGCAUAAUCGACAUCUGAGAUUUUAUUGUUCCUACAGUUAUUAAGUUUUUCAUUGAACAUUCACUGUACUGUGAACUUGUGCUAUCAGCUCUGAUUAUAUUGAGUGCUCGUAAUUCCAUUUUUUGAAAGAACUGAAUGAAAUAACAGAUUUUGUAUUUGAUGUAAAC
Molecule: messenger RNA, 5797 nt
Organism: Acanthaster planci (crown-of-thorns starfish)
Lineage: Eukaryota; Metazoa; Echinodermata; Asteroidea; Valvatida; Acanthasteridae
Biological process (GO): protein phosphorylation
Molecular function (GO): protein kinase activity; ATP binding
Source: RefSeq, a predicted model, not a curated record